Messenger RNA from Penicillium cataractarum, 693 nucleotides. RefSeq lists its product as uncharacterized. The transcript has 3 exons. The record is from RefSeq and is a predicted model, not a curated record. Lineage: Eukaryota; Fungi; Ascomycota; Eurotiomycetes; Eurotiales; Aspergillaceae. Bases 1 to 693 code for a protein of 230 amino acids. Gene Ontology annotation, biological process: proteasome-mediated ubiquitin-dependent protein catabolic process; protein polyubiquitination. Gene Ontology annotation, molecular function: ubiquitin conjugating enzyme activity.
AUGGCCGAGCGGAUUCUCAUGAACGAGUUCCGCACCCUGUCGCGUGAGAAAUGGGUGAACAUCGAGCUACACAAGGACGACAUCUUUAGGUGGGACGUUGCCCUGAUUGUGCUCAACGAAGAUUCGGUCUACUACGGCGGCUAUUUCAAGGCUCGAAUGACCUUUCCGAAGAACUACCCCUACGCACCUCCAGAAUUCCGUUUCCUGCAGCCUCUCUACCACCCAAACAUCUAUGCCGACGGCCGUCUCUGCAUAUCCAUACUCCACCCCCCAGGCGAAGAUGAAAUGUCCGGUGAAUCCGCCGCAGAGCGCUGGUCCCCCGCUCAGCGCGUCGAGUCCGUCCUCAUCUCCAUCCUCUCGCUACUCGACGACGCCGAAUGCUCCUCCCCCGCCAACGUCGACGCAGCCGUGAUGUUCCGCACCAAUCCCACUCAGUACCGGUCCAUCGUGAAGGCCCAGGUCGAGGCAUCCAAGGAAAAUAUGCCUCCAGGCUUCGUGAUGCCGGUCAAUGAGACGGUGACGACCAUCCCAGAGGUCGAGAAGGAGGAGCCGGAUUUCUGGGCUGAUUCGGACGUCGAUAGCGAUGUGUUUGGGGGUAGUGACUCCGACGAGGAUCUCGACAUGGACCAGUUCUCUGGCAGUGAGGAGGACGAGGACGAUGAUGAUGAGAUGCAGCAGAUGGAUGAGGAUUAG